Phytophthora nicotianae INRA-310 is the source of this 897-nucleotide messenger RNA. RefSeq lists its product as hypothetical. The coding region runs from base 1 to 897 and encodes 298 amino acids. The record is from RefSeq and is a predicted model, not a curated record. The transcript has a single exon. NCBI's taxonomy places the organism in Eukaryota, Oomycota, Peronosporomycetes, Peronosporales, Peronosporaceae.
AUGGCUCGCAAUACUGCGAAGGGCGGUGCGAAAGCACCCGCCAAGGCUGCUGCCCGAAAGGCACACGCCAAGAGCUCUAAGCGUCACAGCAAAAGCUCGGCACUCAAGGAGGCUACUAAGGUAGCCUCCGAGGCGGUUGAUGCCUCGGGUGACUCGACUGUGAGCAAGCGGCGAAGCUCACGCCGCAGUCGGUCGCCCUCUGUGUCCUCAGACGACCAUCCGAACCCACGGUUCGCGUGCCGUGAGCACAGUCCUGGUUCUGAGGACGAGGCCAAGGCCCAGUGCUACACAAGUGUGUCUGGGAGCUCUGUGGAAGGGCACACUCGAGUGCUCAGCGAGCACAGCGUUGACAGCGUGCACUCGCUCGCUGGUGAUCACGUUGAUCACGACUCAAAGACGCCUGAGCGCUCUGAGAGCCCUGCCAACAAGGCUAAGGCUCGUUCAAUGCUGGCGGCGACGAGGGAGGGAAACCUCCGAAGAACCUCUCGCUCGCCGAGGGCCUUCAACGUGCUCAGGCUGCUAAAGCCGCAGCCACUGAGGCCAAGCACUCAAAGAAGCGCAUGGCUUCUAGGUCUCCCCUCCGCGAGGGGAAGGAGACCCGUGAUCCGUAUUACACGAUGUUCGACUCCUCGGACGAAUAGGAGGAGGGUGUCAUCGACGAGCCCCGGGAGAUCACAAUUGACCUUGACCAGCAGCAGGAGUUGUUCUAAGCUGCUCGGCGAAAGUCUGGGGGUUCGGAGGCGACGCCUGUCGGCCAGAGAGAGCUUCCAUCAACCCGAGAGGUUAUUGGCCUCCCGAGGAGAGCUUUUGGAGCCGACCUCUUCUUGGCGGAGCUCAAGGCUCCUUGUGGGCUUAUUGGGGGUCACACUUCUAAGGGCUCUUACGAGCGUGCCAUAG